CGUGCUUUCUCCCCCAUCUCACCCCUUUUAUUCUCGCACUCUCCUUUCUGCAGAACCUUCCCCAUGGACAUGCGUAAGAUCGCCUUAAGCCCAACGGUCUCUCUGGGAGGCUACUUCACCUCGUCCAGCACCCAAAGACGAUCCUUUGCCUUGGCCUCCAUGCAGAGCGUGCACGGGAGAUCCGACUCCAGCAACAACUCUGCCUCCCCGCUGUGGCCGUCCACGGCCGACGAUCUGACCCCGUACCGCAUCCUUGGGCUACAGCCCGGCGAACCGUAUCGCAAGAGCGCCUUCUACGAGCGGGCCAAGCUCUACCACCCCGACCGACACAGGGCCGUACCGUCCGGGCUGGCCCCGGCCAUUCGGGCCUCGCGGUACCGAAUGGUCGUCGCCGCUCACGAACUGCUCUCGGAUCCGCACAAGCGGGAGGCCUACGACCGUUCAGGCGUGGGGUGGAAGUGGGGAGUAACCGCCGCUCCGCAGACGACCGCUGGUGGUGCUCGACGGACGUACACGUACACGUACGCGUCUCAGCGCCCUUCUGGGCCGGGGCCUGGUCCUGCCGGUGUCGGUGCCGGUGCUAGUGCUGAUGCAAGUGACUACAGCAAUGCGACAACUGCCGCCGACAGAAACCCCCCCGCGCUGCGAUUCUUCCGCACGCGCUCCGGCCUGCUCCUCGUGGUCGUCAUUCUCGUCUUCUUCCAGAGCUGUCUAUUUAUUGUUCAGUACAAUAAGGCGCAGCUCCGCGCAUGUCAAGUCCACCGGCAUUGCCAGCGCUUGCUGGAGCGCCGCCGUACCCGCGCGGGUAACCUGGCUGCCCUGCCGGCCGCCCAGCUCGAGCGCUUUCUCCUCAAUCGUGAUCCCAGCGGUAUGGGGCUGACGGGGGUUGAAAGGUAUGUCUAUCGGGAUGUGCUGCCUACUUGCGCGCAUGGUCCUGUGUAGGCCUGGGUCUGAGCGGUGAGGUAAGAUGCCUCGGAAUGAGGUCCGUGAUCUAUAAUGCUUUGCAGGCAGCGAGAGGGGAAUUGCACGGCCCGGGCGAGGGGAUGGUAACUGCAGGUCAGAGACGAAUACAUUCCGAUACGAAGUUUGAAUGUGGCGAGAGCCGCUGAGAUGAUCUCUCAAAGUAUUCGGUCGGCGUGGCUGAUCUCAUCUGGCUGCGUGAUAUUUAGCGCGUCUUUCCUGCACUGUCGUUUUAGCAUGGGGCAAUCAUUUAUAAGACCCACCACGGUGUAGAGAGAUCGCUCCAUGUAGCCCCUUCCAGGUUACCUAGUCAAAAGGCUUGACAGGCCGUCUGAGAGUUGAUGGUGGUGAUCUGAGGCAAUUAGCUAGUGAACCACACAAUCAUCCUGUACCUAUCAUUAGAGCGAGCGACAAAGCCAUGUCA
Aspergillus fijiensis CBS 313.89 is the source of this 1384-nucleotide messenger RNA. RefSeq names its product J domain-containing protein. The record is from RefSeq and is a predicted model, not a curated record. NCBI's taxonomy places the organism in Eukaryota, Fungi, Ascomycota, Eurotiomycetes, Eurotiales, Aspergillaceae. Bases 64 to 942 code for a protein of 292 amino acids. The transcript has a single exon.